This is a messenger RNA of Colletotrichum costaricense, 426 nucleotides long. RefSeq lists its product as uncharacterized. The record is from RefSeq and is a predicted model, not a curated record. Lineage: Eukaryota; Fungi; Ascomycota; Sordariomycetes; Glomerellales; Glomerellaceae. The transcript has a single exon. Bases 1 to 426 code for a protein of 141 amino acids.
AUGCCACUGCAAUGCAUUAAAGAAAAAGGGACUCCACAAACUAAUUUUGUCCUCUCUGCGCCCAUUCGCCCACCUUCAGAUGGCGCCUCUGAUCUCUCUUUCUCUCUCUCAAGCUUGAUGCAAUGCGCCCUGCUUCUUCUUUUCCUGCGACAUCGCUGUGCCGAUCAGCGCCCCUCCCCUCAAAGCUUAACUCUGACGGGCACCAUUGCAAUUAUAAUCACCACCAAGCUUGGCUUGGGGCCGAGACUUUUAAUUCCAGACUUUUUUCGACUCGUCCAAUGUCUCCGUAGCUAUCCCGUCACUCGUCACCGCCAUUGGAGCUCUUCCGGCAUCGUCAUUGUCAACUCACUCCCGUCUCCCGUACAUCCCGUCAGGUCCUCUCCUCUUUCUCCUCUUUCACUCUCCAGUUUCGAAGCCGUACCAUAG